Messenger RNA from Meloidogyne enterolobii, 311 nucleotides. The record is from the annotation of a GenBank genome assembly. NCBI's taxonomy places the organism in Eukaryota, Metazoa, Nematoda, Chromadorea, Rhabditida, Meloidogynidae.
UUAAUAAAAACUUGAAUAAAAUUUCAGAAAAUUCAGAAUAUGAAGACGUCGCCUAUCCUAAUUAUGAGAAUGACGGAACAGAAGGUGAAGGAAUUAAAGAAAAUAAAGAGACUUUAUUAUUAAAAAAUAAAAAAUUUCAAAAAAUAAAAUUUGAUAAUGUUGAAAUGAAUUUGGAAGGAAUAUUUACUACAACAAAACAACAAACAGAAGAGAAUAAUGAGGAAGAAGAAAAUGAUGAAGAAAGGGAUACAACAACAAUAGCUACAAGAAGAUUUGUUUAUGUUACCAAAAGGCCUAGACCGAAACUAUAA